AUGUCAUCGUCCGUUCAUUUCAAAUUCAAGUCCCAGAAAGAACCCUCAAGGGUCACCUUCGAUGGCACUGGUAUUUCGGUCUUUGAGCUCAAAAGAGAGAUUAUCAGCCAAAGUAGAUUGGGCGAUGGGAGUGACUUUGAGCUGUCGAUCUACAAUGAGGACACCAGAGAGGAAUACGAUGAUGAUACCACCAUAAUCCCUCGGUCGACUUCCGUGAUCGCCCGCCGAUUGCCUGCAGCGCGCCCUGGUAAGGGCGGUGCCGCUCGUUAUGUCUCGGGCAAGAUGCCAGUCAACGCUCGCAUUGCCCCUCGCAAUGAACCCUCAAUGAGCCGAAUAACACCUGGAACGGGGCAAUCCGUGAACAACAACGUCCUUGAACUCAAUAAUGCCCAGACAGAAGAAGAGAAGAUCAAUGCUCUGUUCAACCUACAGGCUAGCCAAUGGCAGGAGCAACAACAAGAAAUGGCAAACGCAACACCCGUACCGUUUGGUCGUGGCAGAGGGAAACCCGUCAAUGUACCCGACCACCCUCCGCCUCCGGGGUAUCUUUGUUAUCGUUGCCGAGAAAAAGGCCACUGGAUUCAAGCAUGCCCUACCAAUAACGACCCCAAGUUCGACGGCAAAUAUAGAGUCAAACGAUCAACUGGCAUACCACGUUCACUCCAGACCAAAGUCGACAAACCAGAAUCCCUGGCCCCCGAUGGCUCCACUGAAGAUUCAAGGAACACAGGCGUCAUGGUGAAUGCUGAUGGCGACUUUGUUAUUGCAAAGCCAGAUAAGGCAGCCUGGGAAUUGUACCAAGAAAAGGCGAAGGCAUCGGCGGCAGCAGCUGCUGAAGCAGCAGCUGCCGAGGAAAGCAAAGCAUUGCAAGCUCGAGGUCUGGAAUGCCCAAUUGACAAGAGGAUGUUUUUAGAGCCAACAAAGACACCAUGUUGCCAGAGGACAUAUUGCAAUGAUUGUAUUUCAAAUGCCUUGAUCGAAAGCGACUUUGUUUGCCCGGGAUGUUCUACCGAGGGGGUCUUACUUGACAACCUCACUCCUGAUGAUGAAUCUGCAUCAAAAAUUAAGGUAUAUGAAGCCGACAAGGCGGAUGCCAAGAAGGAGAAGGAAAAACUCCCCGCAGGCCCGGAUGGUACUCCUGUUACCGAAGUCUCCGAAACCGGACCCAAGGAAUCUUCCACCAACAAAGAGCAGAGCCCGCUAGAUCAAAUCCAAGAGACUGCGCCCACACAAUCCAAGAAAAGAUCUGCCGAGGACGAGCCUACCGACCGGAGCGAAACUGCAAGCUCCGAGCCGAGUAUCGUGUCAAAGAAACAGAAGGCAGAUGAUGGUCGUUCCGACGUUCCGACUCAGACUAGUGGCGCCCAAGACGGCGCGCCUGUUGCCCCAGCAAAUUUUAAUAAUCAGGAUAUGCCCUUCAACGCCUUUGGGCCAAUGCAAGGCAUGUCUAUGAUGCCUUUCUCGGCUCCUGGAUUCAACAAUGAAGCCAUGGGGUUUAUGAACCCCAUGAUCAAUGGUUUUCCCAGUGGGAUGGCUCCGGGAUGGAAUCCGAUGAACAUGCCUUUCAAUCCUCUUCAAGCUGGAAUGUUCGACCAGAGCAAUGGCGGUAUGUCCAACGGAUUUCCCAAUAUGUUCAAUGGAGACCCUUCCAUGAUGUUCCCCAUGCCCCAGAAUGGGUUCCAAGGACCAAGCUCUGGAAUGAACAAUUUCUCAAAUCAGCAGCGGACAGCUUUCAGCACACCAUACUCCCGGGAAGAAGAUUCACCAUAUUUCCGUCAGCCUGUGAAUCCGCAACGUCAUCAGGCUAGAAACCGACGGGUUCGGCCUAGCGAUUACAGGGAGCUCUGA
Molecule: messenger RNA, 1848 nt
Organism: Penicillium robsamsonii
Lineage: Eukaryota; Fungi; Ascomycota; Eurotiomycetes; Eurotiales; Aspergillaceae
Product: cleavage polyadenylation factor subunit MPE1
Exons: 4
Coding region: 1-1848 (615 amino acids)
Biological process (GO): mRNA processing; protein ubiquitination; ubiquitin-dependent protein catabolic process
Cellular component (GO): nucleus
Molecular function (GO): nucleic acid binding; zinc ion binding; ubiquitin protein ligase activity
Source: RefSeq, a predicted model, not a curated record